GUCGCUAUCAUCCGACCGGUCAUGCACGAUUGUUACGCUAACGCGUUACGCACGCGUAGAGCUCCAUUUGGUCUUUUCAGCGAAAAAAGCAAUUCACCAUUCGUUGAUAAUAUAAUCGAGUAGACUCGAUUAGAUUGGAUUUCCAGCUUUUUUCUUCUCUGAAUUAUCAUAUCGGCACACAUGCGAAACAAUUGGCUGUAUACACUGGAAGAAGAAAGAGAGAGCCUCUCAUCACUCCCACACUCAUAACUUUCCGAAACCUAGCUCUUUCAGAUUUCGAAGGAGGAUACUUAUUAAAAAAAAAAAAGAUGUCACUUGAGGUUGUGAACUGAAAUUAGUCAACAGAUUAUCAUGUAGAAGAAAACAGAUGUAUUUAUUUACCCUUUAGCCGUGUGAGAGCUUGUUUGAGGUAGCGGAAUGGAAAAGAAAAGAAUAGAUGACUAUGAACCAGGUCCCAUUCCUUCACCAAGACCAUUGGACAGAUUUGGGUUUGUAAAGCAGGAACCUAAUAGCUCUCCUGAUGGUUUAAAUAGAGGCAGGUCUGCUCAUGAAUACGAGAGGGAGGAAGGAAGGGUUAGAAAAUGGAGGAAAAUGAUUGGGGUUGGAGGGAGUGAUUGGAAGCAUUACGUUAGGAGAAAACCCCAUGUUGUCAGAAGGCGUAUACGGAAAGGAAUCCCUGAUUGUUUAAGAGGACUUGUUUGGCAGUUGAUCUCUGGAAGUCGGGACCUUUUGCUGAUGAACCCUGGGGUUUAUGAGCAACUAGUAAUAUAUGAGACGUCAGCUUCAGAACUAGACAUAAUACGAGACAUUUCUCGUACAUUUCCCUCACAUGUUUUCUUCCAGCAGAGACAUGGACCUGGUCAAAGGUCACUUUACAAUGUUUUGAAGGCAUACUCUGUCUUUGACAGAGAUGUUGGAUAUGUUCAGGGAAUGGGUUUUUUAGCUGGUCUCUUGCUUCUGUAUAUGAGUGAAGAGGAUGCUUUCUGGUUAUUGGUUGCAUUACUGAAAGGAGCUGUCCAUGCCCCAAUGGAAGGAUUAUAUCUGGCAGGGCUACCUCUAGUACAGCAGUAUCUUUUUCAGUUUGAUCACUUGGUGAGAGAGCAUUUGCCGAAACUGGGGGAGCAUUUUUCCCAAGAGAUGAUAAACCCUAGCAUGUAUGCAAGCCAGUGGUUCAUUACAGUUUUCUCAUACUCUUUUCCAUUCCACUUGGCUCUUCGAGUUUGGGAUGUCUUUCUCUAUGAGGGUGUUAAAAUUGUUUUUAAGGUUGGUUUGGCCCUAUUAAAGUAUUGCGCUGAUGAUUUGACAAAAUUACCUUUCGAGAAACUCAUACAUGCUUUGCGCAACUUCCCCGAGGAUGCAAUGGACCCAGACACAUUAUUACCAAUGGCCUACUCAAUCAAGGUAUCUAAGCGUUUGGAGGAACUGAAGCAGGAGUAUGAGAAGAAGCAUGGAAAGACAGUGGAAUCAGCAGAAUCUAACGACAAGCAGAGACAGUCGCAAUGAAGCUUCUUUUCGUCUAACAAGGAGUUUAAAAAUAACUCACCUAGACACGCACAUAUAUGUGUAUUCCAAUUCUUUAAUGCUUUGGUGGAAUAUCGCAUGAAGAAACAUGCCUU
This is a messenger RNA of Juglans microcarpa x Juglans regia, 1616 nucleotides long. RefSeq names its product EVI5-like protein. The transcript is spliced from 9 exons. Lineage: Eukaryota; Viridiplantae; Streptophyta; Magnoliopsida; Fagales; Juglandaceae. The coding region runs from base 418 to 1503 and encodes 361 amino acids. The record is from RefSeq and is a predicted model, not a curated record.